CUCUCUCUCUCUCUCUCUCGUAUAAUCUCUCUCUCUCUUACCCACUACCUUCCAAAAGAGAGACACCUCUCUCUCUCUCGCUCUCUGGGUUUUCGCUGGAAAUGGGCGCCGGAAACCUCACGUCGGGCGGCUUCUUCGCGGAGAAGACGGCCGUGCUUGACCUUCCUGUCUACAUCCUCGUCGCGAUCGCCACCGCCCUGCUCCUCGUUGGCGCCAUUUUCGCCUUUCUCUUCUUCCGUCGGCGGGCGGCGGCGUCGCGAGUGAAGCAUACGUCUGUCAUCAUCCCCUCGUCGACCAAGGAAAUCUCUGUCGAUCGGGUGGCGGAGGGCGGUGUGGGGGAGGUGGAGGUAGAGGUGGAGGUGGAGGUGGAGGAGAAGAAGAAGGGGUUGGUGGGGGUUAAUAAAGGGGAGAGGUUGCUAGGGUCGUCGUCGGGGGCGUCGUCGUCGGAGGCGGCGGAGAGGAUGGGGAACAUCGGGUGGGGGCGGUGGUACUCGCUGGUGGAGCUGGAGGCGGCGACAGGGGCGUUCAGCGCCGGGAAUGUGAUCGGCGAGGGGGGUUACGGUGUCGUCUACAAAGGCGUCUUGCCCGACCUCUCCAUCGUCGCUGUCAAAAAUCUCCUAAAUAACAAGGGUCAGGCAGAGAAGGAGUUCAAGGUGGAGGUUGAAGCCAUUGGAAAAGUACGGCAUAAGAACCUUGUGGGCCUUGUUGGGUACUGCGCAGAAGGUGCUAAAAGGAUGCUUGUAUAUGAAUACAUAGAUAAUGGGAAUCUGGAGCGGUGGUUGCAUGGAGAUGUUGGCCCUGUCAGUCCGCUGACAUGGGAUAUCAGAAUUAAAAUAGCCAUUGGAACAGCGAAAGGAAUAGCAUAUUUGCAUGAAGGAUUAGAGCCCAAAGUUGUGCAUCGAGAUAUAAAGUCCAGCAACAUUCUUCUGGAUAAGCACUGGAAUGCUAAAGUAUCAGAUUUUGGAUUAGCUAAACUCUUGGGCUCUGGCUCUAGCUUCGUAACAACACGUGUAAUGGGAACAUUUGGGUAUGUGGCUCCUGAAUAUGCAUGCACAGGCAUGCUUAAUGAGAGUAGCGAUGUGUACAGUUUUGGGGUUCUACUGAUGGAAAUAAUUUCAGGAAGAUGUCCGGUAGACUAUAGCAGACCACCCGGAGAGGUAAACUUGGUGGACUGGUUUAAAGGAAUGGUAGGAAGUAGACGUGGAGAGGAGGUAGUAGAUCCAUUGAUGGAAGUUCAGCCUUCACCAAGAGCUUUGAAGAGGGUAUUGCUGGUUUGCCUUCGAUGUGUAGAUUUAGAUGCUCAAAAACGACCAAAUAUGGGGCAAAUUGUACAUAUGCUUGAAGGAGAUGAGUUUCCUUUUCGCAUGGAACACCGUUUGACACGAGAAAGAAUGCUGGAUGCAUCCAAUGCACCCACCAAACGAAUCCCACUUUUGUCUGAGAAGGUGAUAGCUGCUGAUUCAGAAAGGUCAAUGUGGAGAUGAGCCAGAUUUCCGGGAUCUAACAUGGUUCUGUCAUUUUGCAAUCAAGAAUUGUAUUCCUGGUUCUUAAUUACAGUCUCAUGUGAGGUCUCUCCAAUUAUUUGCAGAGCCAAGCAUCAUGUUCUGAUUCACUGGCCACUGUAGUGUUAAAUCCUGCUUGUGAUCGGUGAUCAUCCAAGAGUCCAUUUCUUUGCAUGAGCAGUCAAGAGAAUAGCAUCUGCGAGAGGAUCAUUUGCUUUCCAAGCGACCACGACUUCUCCAGCAGUUCUAAAGCUCUAACUACCUGAAUUCCAGUUCCUGUAUACCAUCCACAUCAGUCAGCAUUCUUUGAGAUGACGGAUAUUGUUUAUAGGGAAAUCUAGGCUAGGGAUGACUCAAGUGAAAUUCCAUUUUUGUAAACUUUCUUUAUUGAUGCAUUCACGACAUAUUAUUGCUAAUUUCAUUUGAGCUAUUAGUUAUGGUUGCAUCAUGUCAUUUUCCUCA
Molecule: messenger RNA, 1964 nt
Organism: Elaeis guineensis (African oil palm)
Lineage: Eukaryota; Viridiplantae; Streptophyta; Magnoliopsida; Arecales; Arecaceae
Product: probable receptor-like serine/threonine-protein kinase At4g34500
Biological process (GO): protein phosphorylation
Molecular function (GO): ATP binding; protein kinase activity
Source: RefSeq, a predicted model, not a curated record